AUGAACUAUGUGUUAUUUACAGUGGAGAAGGAGGUUGUUUCCAUGGGAACCGGGACCAAAUGUAUUGGGAAAGCAUCUAUGAGUUCUAAUGGGGAUAUACUGAAUGACAGCCAUGCUGAAGUCAUUGCCAGACGGGGCUGUGUCAGGUAUCUGAUCCAGGAGCUCCACAGAGCCGUUAGUGGUCGAGGCAGCUCGGUGUUCCGCUCAGCCGAUCAACGAGGGAGGUGGACGCUUCAGCCAGGUGUUUCCUUCCUCCUCUUUACCAGUCACACUCCCUGUGGUGAUGCCUCCAUCAUUCCCAUGACUGACAGCCAGUCUAAGCCCCGCCCUCCUGUCACAUCUGUGCACGGCUGUGAGGAGGCUGACGGAGGAGGGAGCGUGAAAAGGAAAGCCGAAGAACUGGCUGAAGGAGAAAAACCGAAGCUGCCUCGUUUUGAAGGAGAAGAAGCAGACGAGACGAAGCGUGCCGGCACGAAGCCGACUUUACAGAGCGACCCGACAAAAACGCACGACGACGCUUCACAAGCUGCGUCAGCGUUCACCAGAGACCAGACCGAGCAGGUCCACGACAUCCACAGGACGGGAGCCAAAUGUGUCUCGGGCGGCCCAGCUGACCCUCUGCACCCAGGGGUGGGGUACCACAGCACCGGUGUGCUCCGUGUGAAACCGGGCCGAGGAGAGCCGACUCUGUCCCUGUCCUGCAGUGACAAACUGGCUCGCUGGGGGGUGGUGGGCUUCCAGGGCGCCCUGCUUUCCCAUUACCUGGAGGAGGCCCUUUAUUUCAGCACGGUGGUGGUGGGCAAGUGUCAGUACAGCCACGAGGUGAUGCACCGGGCUUUGAUCAGCAGGUGCUGUGAUGUAUCCGACCUCCCUGCUGGUUUCUCUUUAUGUUCCCCAGUUCUGCUUCAGUCCAGCCUGGAGUUUCCUUUCAGCCAGAACCAAACCGACCUUCAACACCGGGCCGGACAGGGACGUGUCUCCCCCUGCGGAGCAGCCAUCAGCUGGUGUAAUGUUGCAGAGCAGCCACUAGAUGUCACUGCGAACGGCUUCAAACAUGGAGUCACCAAGAAGAUGCUGGGAACAUCCAAAUCCAGGUCUCUUCUGUGUAAACUGGAGCUUUUUCGUUCAUUUCUGUCUCUGGUGGCGGCAACUGAGCCUUCACGUCUCCCCGACACUCUCAGGUCAGCAAAGCUGCAGACCUACUGGGAUUACAAGCAGGCGUCUCGGCGGUACCAGCAGGCCUGGCAGCAGCUGCGCACUCAGGCUUUCCCUCGGUGGCCUCGCAGCGACAGAAACCUGCUCCUCUUUCACUGAAAGCUGACCCCGCAGCAGGAAUGUCCUUGUCAGGCGCCAUGAAAAACGGGCUUUGUUGCAGCAGAAACCUGGAGGUGGCCAGGUGAAAAUAACCAUCAACCA
Molecule: messenger RNA, 1416 nt
Organism: Nematolebias whitei (Rio pearlfish)
Lineage: Eukaryota; Metazoa; Chordata; Actinopteri; Cyprinodontiformes; Rivulidae
Gene: adat1
Product: adenosine deaminase tRNA specific 1
Exons: 8
Coding region: 1-1314 (437 amino acids)
Biological process (GO): RNA processing
Molecular function (GO): adenosine deaminase activity; RNA binding
Source: RefSeq, a predicted model, not a curated record